AUGGUGAGGCAGCUUGUUUGGCAGCGGGCCACCGCCUCUCGCAGGCUGGCCCCGAAGUGCCUUCCCCCACAAGGACUGUUCAACCGCCGCGGUCUGGCCACGGAGGCUUCCUCGGUGUCCUCUCGCAUGCCCCCCUACCCCAAAAUCUUGCGCAACUUAGAGGAAGUCCGUCGUGUCUUGGGUUCUUCGCGGGCUCUUACACUAGCGGAAAAGAUCCUCUACGCCCAUCUGGCGAAUCCCGAGGAGUCAUUGUUGUCCGGCACGGACAAUGGACGUGAUAUUCGCGGCAAGGCGAACCUGAAGUUGAAGCCGGACCGUGUGGCGAUGCAAGAUGCAUCGGCACAGAUGGCUCUAUUGCAGUUCAUGUCGUGCGGUCUCCCAUCGACCGCAGUGCCCGCCAGCAUUCACUGCGACCAUAUGAUUGUGGGUGAGCGCGGCGCCGACACGGAUUUGCCUGCAUCGAUCAAGGGUAAUAGUGAAGUGUUCGAUUUCCUGGAGAGUGCUGCCAAACGCUACGGUAUCGAAUUCUGGGCCCCCGGUGCUGGUAUCAUUCACCAGAGCGUCCUGGAGAACUACGCCGCCCCUGGAUUGAUGAUGCUGGGUACUGACAGCCACACCCCGAAUGCGGGUGGUCUUGGCGCUAUUGCCAUUGGUGUUGGUGGUGCUGACGCCGUGGAUGCGUUGGUUGAUGCUCCUUGGGAGCUGAAGGCACCUCGUGUUCUGGGUGUGCGACUGGAGGGCAAACUCAACGGCUGGGCUGCUCCCAAGGACAUUAUCCUGCACCUGGCAGGCAAGCUCACCGUCCGUGGAGGAACUGGUUUCAUCAUUGAGUAUCACGGACCGGGUGUGGAAACUCUUAGCUGCACUGGCCAGGCUACUAUUUGUAACAUGGGUGCUGAGGUGGGUGCUACCACUUCGGUGUUCCCAUUCUCUCCCAGCAUGAUCCCAUAUCUGCAGGCGACGCACCGUGGAGAUGUCGCCAAGGCGGCCGCGGAGAUUGCCGCUUCGGGUCCCAAGAACCUUCUGCGUGCCGACAACGGUGCCGAGUAUGACCAGCUGAUUACCAUUGACCUGUCGACGCUGGAGCCACACAUCAACGGACCUUUCACGCCGGAUUUGUCCGUUCCCCUUUCCGCCUUCGCCGAUACCGUUCGCGAGAAGAACUGGCCCGAAACCUUCGGAGCUGGUCUGAUUGGUAGCUGCACGAACAGCUCCUAUGAGGACAUGACCCGUGCUGAGGACCUGGUCAAGCAGGCCUCCGCUGCGGGCCUCAAGCCCAAGUCGGAUUUCUUUAUCACCCCAGGCAGUGAGCAGAUCCGGGCCACCCUCGACCGCGACCAGACGCUCUCCACCUUUGCCUCUGCAGGCGGUACUGUCCUGGCUAAUGCAUGCGGGCCGUGCAUUGGCCAAUGGAAGCGGACUGAUGGCGUUGCUAAAGGCGAGGAUAACGCUAUUUUCACUUCGUACAACCGCAACUUCCCCGGCCGUAACGACGGCAACCGCCGGACAAUGAACUUCCUGGCCUCCCCAGAGCUUGUCACAGCACUGGCGUAUUCUGGCCGUACUACCUUCAACCCUAUGACCGACAGCUUGACGACCCCGAGCGGUGGGGAGUUCCGGUUCCAGCCUCCGACUGGCUCUGCGCUGCCCGCUGAUGGCUUCGAAGACGGCAACCCCGACUUCAAGCCCACCGCGGCGGCCCCCGACGCAAGCUGCGAGGUGGUUGUGUCUCCCACCUCCGAUCGAUUGGCUCUGCUGGAGCCAUUUGCUCCCUUCCCCAAGGGAAACCUGUCCGGUCUGAAGGUGCUGUACAAGGUCAAGGGCCAGUGCACCACGGACACCAUCUCCGCCGCGGGCCCAUGGCUCAAGUACAAGGGUCACCUGCCCAACAUCUCCGCCAACACCCUAAUCGGCGCCGUCAACGCUGCCACUGGCGAGACCAACGUCGCCUACGACGAAGCUGGCAACCAGUAUUCAAUCCCCGACCUGGCCGCUCAAUGGAAGGCUGAGGGAAUCGAGUGGCUGGUGGUUGCCGAGGACAACUACGGUGAGGGUAGUGCUCGUGAGCACGCCGCAUUGCAGCCUCGCUACUUGGGUGGACGUAUCAUUCUGUCCAAGAGUUUCGCCCGUAUUCACGAGACCAACCUCAAGAAGCAGGGUGUCGUGCCUUUGACUUUCGAGAACCCCGCCGACUACGACCGCAUUGACGCAUGCGAUAAGGUCGACACGGUCGGACUGUACGAAACCCUGCAGGCAGGCGGACAAGGCUCGAUCAAGCUGCAGGUGACCAAGCAGAAUGGCGAGGCUGUUGAAAUUCCAGUGAAGCACACGCUGAGCCCGGAUCAGUGUGCAUUCAUUCUGGCAGGAAGUGCAUUGAACUUGUUGGCGCAAAAGGCGGGAAAGUCUAAUUAG
Messenger RNA from Aspergillus pseudotamarii, 2412 nucleotides. Its product is annotated as aconitate hydratase ACO2. Gene Ontology annotation, cellular component: mitochondrion; cytosol. Gene Ontology annotation, biological process: tricarboxylic acid cycle. Bases 1 to 2412 code for a protein of 803 amino acids. Gene Ontology annotation, molecular function: 4 iron, 4 sulfur cluster binding; aconitate hydratase activity. NCBI's taxonomy places the organism in Eukaryota, Fungi, Ascomycota, Eurotiomycetes, Eurotiales, Aspergillaceae. The record is from RefSeq and is a predicted model, not a curated record. The transcript has 2 exons.